Molecule: messenger RNA, 6681 nt
Organism: Acipenser ruthenus (sterlet)
Lineage: Eukaryota; Metazoa; Chordata; Actinopteri; Acipenseriformes; Acipenseridae
Exons: 11
Coding region: 611-2212 (533 amino acids)
Biological process (GO): protein palmitoylation
Cellular component (GO): Golgi membrane
Molecular function (GO): palmitoyltransferase activity; protein binding
Source: RefSeq, a predicted model, not a curated record
UUUAAUAGAGAGAUCACAUGAAUAGAAGGAGCACCUCUGCAGUGGUUGUGACCUCUCCAAUGAAUCUAUAGUACAGGGGUAGCGUAUUAAGUCAUGCUUACACAAAUUGUAUAAUUUUCAUAAUUACAGGCUCAUAUAGUGUUUUGUCAAUAUUGUCAUUUAUUUAUUAUUUUUAGCAUUACACUUGAACAUUUCGUAUUACCUCAUGUGACCUUAAUCAAAAAAUAAUUAACAGGAUGACAGAAAAUGUUGUUGUAAGGAACGGUGGUAGCGUUUCAAUUGUCUACCUUUUUAAUGCACUUUAUUAUUCGUACGGACGCUACGUGGAGUACUAAUGUUAUUUGAAACACCCCACCAUCCCCCACCUACGUGUACCUUCGGCGGCACCCGCAUCUGCUCGUCGGCUUGUGUUGGAGGCGGAUCAAGUGUAACAUCCUCUCCCGGCAGUUCUGUGAUUGAUGGUCUGAUAUGUGAAGAGUUAUGUUUCAACAGAAGGUGUCACCCGACACAGAGGACAGUACGAAAGUACACUGUGCAAGUCAGAGUAUUAAGAGUAAAUGAUGCUGUUCAUGAAGUCUUGAGCACUAGUCUUCGAAGAAGCUUGUGAGAAAUGGUUCCAGCGCCUCGUCCCCCUUCGUUUAUUCCACCAGGACAGCACGAUCAUUCUAAUGGGAAAGGACACAUUUACAAACCUCUAACUAAUAACAAUAAAUUGGAUAUAUUCCAGGCUGCUAAAUCGGGAAAUGUAAAAGAAGCUAAAAGAAUAAUUGAGUCAGGAGGCGUUGGAGUCUUGGGUAGGCUUGAUGUCAGAGGGCACACCCCUGUGCACUGGGCAGCUCUGACAGGAUCUGCAGAACUUAUCCACUAUUUUAUAGACUGCAGGGGAGCUGUGAAUCUCCACAGUGAAGAUGAACUGUCACAGAGACCCAUCCACUGGGCAGCAGUGAAUGGGCACAUUGCUGUCAUUGACUUGUUGUUUGAGGCGGGGGUUUCACUAGAUGUAGCAGACCAGAGAGGAUGCACUCCUUUGAUUCUGGCUGCGCAAUAUGGACACACAUCACUUUGCUGUUACCUAAUGGGAAAAGGAGCCAAGCCAAACGUUUGUGACAGUGAAGGAGAUAAUGCUUUGCACUGGGCAGCAUUUAAAGGGCACUUUGAAUUAACUCGUCUGCUGGUCUACUCAGGUUUCAACCCACAACUGGCAGACAGCGCUGGUCAGACUCCUCUGCAUCUGGCCGUUCUUAGCGGGGACCUCCUCACUGUCCAGCUGUUAUGUGAACAGGAUAGUGUUGAAUUAGAAGUCAAAGACAGAAAUGGGAACACUCCACUGAAGUUGUCCAGAGGUCGAAAGUAUGAAGAUGUAUCUUUGUAUUUAGAAAAUUCUAUUGCCCAAUCAAGACGACUUAGUACAAAGUUUGACUGCAGUGCUCUGGCAUUUGGCCCGCCUGGGAAGUCAAAAGGUCAAAUCCUUUUCUUUUAUAUCUGUUUAUUAGUGUGGGGGUAUCCUACUUAUUUUUUUAAGAUUGUUUCUGUCUCCUUUAACAAGCUAUGGGAGUCUCAUAUGGCCUUCCUCCUCGGCAAUGCAUUGAUGUGGUUUCUCUUCUUAAAAGCUUCCCUGAUGGAUCCAGGUUUUCUUCCCAGAGACAGCAAGGAAUAUGAUCGGGCCAUUAGACAGGCAGUCUACUUUGAUGAAUGGAAACAGGGAAAAAACUCCUUACAAAGACUUUGCCAUACGUGCCAUCUAGUAAAACCCCUUCGAACCAAACACUGCCGCGUCACAAACCGCUGUGUGGAACAUUUCGAUCACUACUGCCCAUAUAUCUAUAAUGAUGUGGGCUACAGAAACAGGAGUUACUUUUUAGGAUUCCUGGGUACCAUGAGCUUCAAUUGUUUGUUAGGAGUGUAUAUUUGCUUGGACUGGUUUCAUGUGAUGGGAAGCAGCAUUUUUGUUGGAAUUGGCUUCAUCUUUAUGGCUGUAAUCGGGGUUAUUUCUGGAAUAAUGACUUGCACCUGUCUUUAUAUGGCAGCAAAGAAUGCAACAACCAACGAACGCCUAAAGCAGCAGAAGUACGGCUAUCUCAAGGAUGAAGCAGAACAGGUCAGCAAUCUGUUUGACAGAGGGAUCCUGUUGAACCUGAUGGAGUUUUUCAAUCUCAUCAGACCUCUACAAGAUGAUGAACUGAAAACACUGGAUGAAUUAAGUAUAAUAUAAAAAAAGACAAUCACUUCAGUAUUACUCAGAUUAGCAUAUGGUGGCUGACCGCACAAUUGCACUUGUGUGCAUGAUCACUGAAUUCAGGGUUUGCAUGUGAAAUUUGACCAUGUGACAUGUUCUGAUGAAUAAGUGAGAGGUUGUUCACUCAAGCCUGUAUGACAGAGAUCCACAUUGUUUGAUUGCUCUUAUACUAGCACAGCAGGGAUAGAUACAUGUAUUUUAUUUAAGGGCUUCCUGGAAUAUGGUGGACGAUUUUUAAGUUUUCAGAGUAAGGGUUUAUAGUCCAUUCCUCUACAAAUUAUGAGUCCAGAAUUCUUAUAGAAUAGGCCUUGUUUUAUUAGAUACUUUCCUACACAAUCCUCAUUAAAUUACAUUACUCCCAGAUUGUCAUGUACUGCAACAAGUUAUAUAAGUGUACAGUCUAAAAUCUGACAACCCCCGCCCCCCAAAACAUACAUCUAAUCUUAGUAUCUGGGCUAAUAACUAAUGUAAGUACUGCAUAACCAUGGCUAAAUUCCUUUGCAUGCGCAGAGCAACUGCCAUGGAGACUUGGGAUUAAACCUGAAUGAAAAUGUCUGGGAGUAGAUGUCUAAUGUACAGAAGCAGUAAAUGUAUGGGUAGUUGUUGAAUGUUGGUAUCUUGAAUUGAGUCAAAUUUGAAACAAAAAAUAAAAGAUUAUCCGCUGGAUUGGUCAGAAAUUGUAAAUUACCAGUAAAACUUGUAAGAAAUGACAUUGAUGAAUUGCCAUAAAUAAAGUGUUCACAUUAUGGAAGGCAAACAAAUAAGAUCAAGGACUGGACUCUUAACUUAUUUACAACUCACUAAAGCACAAAAACGGUGCUGACGUUUGCUCUGAAGCCAGGAUCCCCUUUGUUCUUACCAAUGAGGAACACAUACACAUUGCAAUUCUAUCACUAAUAACAGUGCAGUUUAUGAGAAAUGAAUAACUGCUUUACACAAUGUAUUCCUGUAGUUUCAGCUGUUGACAUAGACUUAGAAGUUUAAAUACGGUCCAGUAUGUUAUUAUACUAUGCAUGCAAUGUAAGGUUAUAAUAUGAUUGUAAAUGUUUGGGUUAUGGCUGGGGUUGACAGCAAACAACACCUUUCAGAUAUAAAGAUACAGCUUUAGUGCAUUUAUUAUAUUAAUAAUUUGAUUUCUGCUUGAAUCUAAUGUACAACUCUAUCUGGUGGCCACAUAUUAUAAGUAUAUUUAAAGGGAACUUAAAACCAAUGACAAAGAGAAAAAAAACUGUUUAUUUUAGUACUAAGAAACAUUUGUUAGGUAGAAAUGACUAAAACUGUUGGGAUUAGUCAUGUGAUCAUCCUGACUGGUAACCAAGGAAGCAAGCACAACCUCUGCCACCUGUUGAAGCACAUAGCAUAACAGCAACAUGCUAAGUUCAUUUUUGUGUAAACAAAAUGUAAAAAAAAAAAAAUUGUUUUUUUUACGUGUUGUGCCAGAGUAGAAUGCAGUUUGGGGAUAAUUUGAAGAGGCUGUGUGGUCCAGUGGUUAAAGAAACGGGCUUGUAACCAGGAUGGUCCCCGGUUCAAAUCCCACCUCAACCACUGACUCAUUGUGUGACCCUGAGCAAGUCACUUAACCUCCUUGUGCUUUGUCUUUCAGGUGAGACAUAAUUGUAAGUGACUUUGCAGCUGAUGCAUAGUUCACACGCCCUAGUCUCUGUAAGUCGCCUUGGAUAAAGGCAUCUGCUAAAUAAACAAAUAAUAAUAAUAACAAAUUAUAUUUAAAAACAUAAGAAAACUGUAUGUAAUUUAUAAAUGACAUCAUGCAACUUCAGUGAAUAUCAUGAACACAGUCGCUGAGUCUUUUGCCAAAAUUCUACACAUUGUGAUCGUCUCUUUUGUAGGUGGAUGUCAAAAGUUUUAUUUUGUUUUUUUUUAUGGCAGGCAGAUUAGCAGUACUACAGCAGUCCCUGAAAAUAGCAAUGACAGUGAUGCUAGUGACGGUAGUUCAGAUGAGGAAAGAGUAGAAAAUUCCAAUAUUCUUUCUGAAGAGCAAAAUAAUGGCAGUGAAGAGAGCCUAGCUGAAAAUGAUGAAGUCACUACCAUCAUCAUCCUAUGUGACCAAUGACAAGCCUCUUUGGAGACAUACUGUCCGCACUCAUUACCCAGCUCCCCUUUGGAAAUCUAAACUUAUUUUGCGUUGGAAUUAUUCUUUUCAUAAAAUUAUUAACCGCAGUUGUCAUGUAUAAAUUACAUUCAUCCCCCAAAAAAGGUCAAAGGUCAAAUAUGUAAUAUUUAGGUAUAAAAUGAAUCCUUGGUACAGUAAAGUCAAGAUCCCAAUCUAUUAUUUAUUUAUUUAUUUUUUUGUCAGCUAAACAUAAUUCUUGCAAUAGAGGGUUAAACUUGGAUCAAGUAGCCCGGGGCAGACUUAAUGCUGUUCAUGGGGGUGUUCCAAUUCAAUGCCCUCAGGCCUGUUUCGGUUGUUUAAAUGUCACGUCAUAAUACAGAUAUUAACAUGUAAAUGUGUUUCUGUCCUAAACACAUAGAUUGACCUAUGCAUUCGGUAAAAAGGGCAUUUAAAAGUAUUAAUCCUUAAAACAAAUACUAGAUAUAUUUUGCAAACUUUUUUCAAUGUAUAAUAAAGUUUAACUAAGAACCAACAAAAAAAUGGGUUGAGAAUUAUUUCUGCAUGUUAGGUAUGUAUAUGAGUUAUCACAGAGACACUGAUCUUAUAAAACUUCUCCAAGAAAUUGUGUUUUUUGUCUAUAACUUAUACUUGUAUUAACACUACACUUUUAAUUGUAGUGAAUGUAAAGCCAUCAUUCUUUCCUGACAAAAAUAAAUGUUGAACCUGAAUGGAUCAAAUACUAAGAAAACAGUCUUUUCAAACUGUGAGCAUUUGUAAUGCUUUUUUUUUUUUGUAAUACAAAUGGGGAUCCAAAUCUGGGAAUUACCUGAGUGACAAUACUGUACAGUGAAUUCCAAGAGGAAAUCUGGAAAUCUGUAGAUAUGGAUGGUUAGAAAAUGGUUUAAAAUCAGUACUAAUUGUUCCAUGCUACACCCAGGUGAGGUCUCGUGCAUCUCGCCAGUCUAUUCCAAUACUUAUUGGCUGUUGGUCCCUCAGUCAAGCAAUCACUAGCACCCUUUAAUUUACCUUUGUUUUUGUACUGUUUUAGGUGUACCUUAGGCCUAGGGAAAAAACAUGUUUUAGGAUUAGAUCAGUGGAUAGGAGAACUGGAUUUGGUGCUGAUCCAUUGCUGACAUGUAGGACAGUGACAGUAAAAUAGCUUGCAGCAGAUCAGCAUCAGGUAAGAGCUUAAGGACAACCAAUAUAAUGAAGGGAAUAAGCCUGGUUGUUUUGAAUUGUAGACCUGUUCUCUGUGUCUUCAUUAUAGCACCACCCUGGGACAUUAUAGAAUAAUAUCUAUAUUUGUUUAUAGACUUUUGUAAAGUCUUGCAUCAUGAAAAUUAGUACAACAACCUGAAGUUUCCUCUUGAGGUAUUUUUUCAUGCAGGUUUUUUACAGACUUUUUAAAUUUCUUCUGUAGUAUUUUUUGAGUGACCAAUUAUUAUUUAUAUUUAUUUUCCCCCAAUUUGAAAUGUCCAAUUAUGUUUUUUUCUCCUCACCGCAGCAAGUCCCCACACAGUACGGACGUUCUGAGGGUGUAUAAGCGUCCUCUGAUCUCACAAGCUUAAAGCCAGAAUCGGUUUUAUGCCGAGCAACCCUGAGCAGACCGGCUACCGAUCCGAAAACACAGAGAUCAGACCUGCUUCUUAUCCACUCUGAAUAUGCUCUGUGUCUGGCCAGUAGGGUUCGCUGUUGCGCGAUGAGGAGAAUAAGUUAUAUUAUAUUAUAUUAUAUUAUAUUAAACUUUAGUCCUUCAGUAGAUACUAAGGCUUACAAUAUCAUUUUCCACCCAGGGCUAAAGUUCUGUGAACUGAAAAAGCAUCAAAGUGUAAAAGAAAUACUUUUUCUGUCCAAAGACAUUUUUAAGUGCUUUUCCGCCACAUUUGAACAUUCAUCCUGGGAAGCUCCCAAAGGUCAAGAAGUGUUCUCUCAGCUGAACCUAAUAAAGCAAAUUAGUGCCUUAAAGCGUUUACCAAAUGUGACGGUGAAAGAAACCAGGGGAGCCCUUGAUCAUGUGACUCUGUUAAAAGGCAAAUCCUUCAUCGUGAAACACAUUUAAUAAGGCCCCCAGCUACAUUCCAGCAACUUUAAAAUACAAUAUACAGUUGAACCUCGUAACUGCGGGUCAAAAGUACAUUACAGAAAGAGUAGACCUGCAGCUUGUUAAGUUAAAGUUGAGUGUCACCAGGAGAAGAGUUCCCUUAGGACUGCUGCACUUCUGAUUAUCUGUUGAAGAGUGGUAUCUAAAAGCAUAAGAAUAAAUUAUCUGGGAGAGAGAUACUUGCUCAUUUUACAGUGCCAGCCUUACAUUUAUGAUGUUAUUAUUUGUUUAUUUGUGUUAUCAUUGUGCUACAUUAAUAUGUAUUACCAAAAA